Molecule: messenger RNA, 726 nt
Organism: Nelumbo nucifera (sacred lotus)
Lineage: Eukaryota; Viridiplantae; Streptophyta; Magnoliopsida; Proteales; Nelumbonaceae
Source: RefSeq, a predicted model, not a curated record
AUGUGGUGUGGAGAAUUGGGAUCAAAUCCCGCUGUCACCAGCAGUGGAGGACAGAGGAAAUGGGCGAAGAGACAAAAUGGAGUUGAAGAAUUAUGGAUAGUAGAGCCCCAAGCUGUGUGCACCAGAAUACCAAAAAGGACCAAGAGAAGAGCCAAGAUCCUGUCCCUGUUACCUAAAGCUGAGGAAGAGCCUGUGUCAGAAGUUGUUACCUUGCAAUCCCAGGUUAGUGGAUUGACGACGGUAGAACUGAAUGUAAGCAUGCAUUGCAAGGCCUGUGCCGAGCAAUUGAAGAGAAAGAUACUCAAAAUGAGAGGUGCAUGGGUUUAUGCUCAUAUCACAUUGCAAGGCGCAAACAGCGGAGACAGAGUUGAGCACAAGAAAGGUGACAGACUGACAGUAACCGGAACCAUGGAUGCUGAUCACCUCGUCGACUAUAUAUACAGAAGGACCAAAAAGCAGGCUCAAAUCGUAUCACAACCGGAAGCACAUGUCAGCGAAAAGAAAGAAGAGGGGGAAAAGCCGGCAGAAGAAGCGGCGGCGAAAGCCGAUGAGAAAAGGCAGAGAGUGGCAACGGGGAGAAAAAAGGAGAAUAAUGGCAACAAGGAAGGAAAGGAAGAGAGUGAGGGUGGGGGUGGCGGUGAAAACAGAUUCCGCGUUUUGUGCAAUGGACGCGUGAAACCGCCAAUCGUUUUCGACCACGUUGUCUAUCCAAACGUUAAUGGUUAA